AUGAUGCUGUCGCUGCAGGCCCAGUCCCCGCGGGACCGCGCGGCCUCAGCGCCGUCCGCGCCGGCGCCGCUGCGGCCGCCUGGGGCCCUGGAGGGCGUCGCGGGCGCGCUGCCGCGCAGCGCGCUGGUGGGGCGGCAGGGCGCGGCCGCGCUGCUGGUGGCGGCGUGGGCGGGCGCGCGGGGCUCGCGCCCGCGAAGAGGCGGCAGCGGCCGCCUUGGCCCUGGGGGCGUAGGAGCCGUGUCGGACUCCGUCUGGGAGGCCUUCGUCGGGGAGGCGCGGAAGGAGCUGGAGAAGGAGGAUUACCGCCGCGAAUCAAAGAAAGCGACGCCGCUGACCGAGAAGCAGUUGCAGGCGGGCGCUGCGCGAGAGGAAGGCGCAGCAGAGGGAGCUGGUGCUGAAGGAGCUGCAGGAGUCCAAGAUGCUCAACCCGGGCCAGGCGGAGAAGUCGGUUCAGAGAACCUCGCUCGCCCGCGCCAAGGCCACGAAGCAAGAUAAGAAAAUUAUCAG
This is a messenger RNA of Prorocentrum cordatum, 507 nucleotides long. The record is from the annotation of a GenBank genome assembly. NCBI's taxonomy places the organism in Eukaryota, Dinophyceae, Prorocentrales, Prorocentraceae.